AUGAUUAACAACAACUUACCACUACCUCAACCCCAGCCACUCUCUGGUAGCAAUAUACCAACCUCGUAUGUAUUUGUGGGUGACGAAGCUUUUGGACUGAGCAAACAUAUUAUGCGUCCAUAUGGUGGUAAAAAUCUUGACUUACAACAAAAGGUUUUCAAUUAUCGUCUAAGCAGGGCCAGAAGAUAUGUCGAAUGCGCUUUUGGGAUUAUGGCAAACAAAUGGCGCAUUUUUCACAGACCGAUAGACGUGUCCUAUGACUUCGCUACUGACAUAAUAAAAGCAUGUUGUGUACUACAUAAUUUUGUCGCUGAUCGAGAUGAUUUUAGACAAAGAGAUACAUUUGCUAUAAGUGUUGAUGAAUUUCUCCCAAUACAACCCGCAGAUGAAGAACAGACAGCACCGAAUGUCAUAAGACAGCAUUUUGCGACCUAUUUUAUGACUAGAGGAACUCUGCCUUGGCAACUAAAGAAGGUAUAA
Messenger RNA from Acanthoscelides obtectus, 480 nucleotides. The record is from the annotation of a GenBank genome assembly. NCBI's taxonomy places the organism in Eukaryota, Metazoa, Arthropoda, Insecta, Coleoptera, Chrysomelidae.